CUUGGAUUUUAAUAUUGAAUUGCUCUACUGAUUGAAUUUAAUUUUCUAUUAGAUCCGAAACCAAAUAGUCAGCUUCGUUUAAAAGAUGGUUCGUCUGGCCAACUCCAAGUGAAAGACAGUUUGGGUGAAUGGUUCCCUGUUUGUGGCACCAACUGGACAACAGGGGCUUCUCAGGUUGUUUGCAAACAAUUGGGAUUUAAAGCUCACUUUGGCUUCACUCUUAAAUCAUAUAAAAUAUAUAACUAUAUGGACUACAACAGACAAAUUAUAACUAACAUAAACUGCAAAGGAACCGAGAAAAGUCUGAGAAAAUGUCCCUUCACUAUAUGGACGGCGCUGUACGGGAGUGCAAGUGCUUGGCAUAAGGAACGCGCAUUAGAGUGUGGAGCAAACGGGAUACAGUUAUCAUGCGUUGACACAUCGAUGAGGCCUCGAUUAGUUGGAGGGCAUACCAAUACUACUGGUCAACUUGAAGUAUGGUAUAAGAAAACAUGGCACAAAGUUUGCAUUGGUAAAAAAGAGUCCAUCUACUCACGCCAAAGUAAGAGAAUAGCAGAGUUGACGUGCCUUAGACUGGGGUAUAAGUACAGUAGAGUUGGAACAUAUGGUUCAUUUAUCCAAAAACAAGAACAAGGUCGAAUAACCAAAGGCAUUUCACUGGUAUGUGAGGAAUAUGAUGCCCUACACAUGUGUGAUGCUAAAAGAGCGCAUUGUGAAGAUUACAAUAUGUACUUCAUUUCAUGCUUUGACCAAGAACCAGAAUUAACCGAUUUCGUCGACUUUGAAGGAGGUCUUCUUGACUAUAGGCACUAUGCCCUGUCAGAUGGAGUUCUCAUGAUUGAUGUUCCAAAUAAAACUUCAUAUGAGAAAUUCUAUAUUUGUGGUACUGGAUGGAGCAACAGCGAAGCGAAAGUUGCAUGCCGACAGCAAGGAUUUGAUCCAAAGGAUGCUGCAAUUGAUACAUUCUCCAAGUAUCCCUGUUAUGAAGACUACCAGUUUGAUGAUGCUACAAACCGUACACCGAGUAUCAAUAUUUAUAUGAGUGAUGUUAUUUGUAAUGGUGAUGAGUACAAUCUCG
Owenia fusiformis is the source of this 1078-nucleotide messenger RNA. NCBI's taxonomy places the organism in Eukaryota, Metazoa, Annelida, Polychaeta, Sabellida, Oweniidae. The record is from the annotation of a GenBank genome assembly.